AGUUACUCAUUCAGAAAUGAUGACUGUUGCCUAAUGCAUGGACUCAGAAUGUCAGGAGAGGAGUUGUCUUUCCUUCGGUGCAAGUUUGCUCCCACAUGCCUAUAUUGCAAUCAUGCAUUCUCUGUUCGUGGUUUUGUACAGAUUGGGGGAGGCUACUAGGAGCACAUAUCCCAUACCUACUCAAGUGUGGGCAUCAUAUUUGCGAACCAUGUGCCAGAGACAAGCUACGAGCCAAAAAACCUCUUCAAUGCAUGGAGUGCUUAAUGGUGAGCCCAGUGCCUGAGGGUCAAACUCAGGUGAAGGCAAUUCUUGCAUUGGAUUUCCACAUGCUUGGGUUUCUGUGCACCCGACUACGAUUAAAGAACACCGAUCCAAGUGUGAGCUUUGUCCCUGCUGGAUUGAUUGGAAAUCCUUUGAGUAAGGAGACAAAUCCCAAAAGUGUAUCCUCUCACCCCAUUGAUGGUGUGUGCUCAGAAUGUUCCCAAGAGAUUGGAUCUUGGCUUUGCAUUCGAUGCAGUGAGGUCUUUUGUGGACCUUGCUUUGACCAGAUCCACAAGAAGAGUAAGACAUUGAUGAAGCAUGUGCCAGAGCCCCUCAAAGGAUGUGGAAGCAUUUCAAAAUUUUGCCCUCAACAUGAAGACAGACUGGUAGAAUUUUAUUGUGAAGAUGAUGGGGAAGUAGUCUGUUCAUACUGUGCUGUUUUGGGUCAGCAUAAGGACCACAAUAACAUUGACAUCCAAAAAAAGCAAGAAGAAAAAGAUAUUCAGAUCCACUUCAACCUCAACCACCUCCAAUCAUUCACUCAAGGGAUGGCCACACCAGUCAUCUUCAAAGUCAUCUCUACCUGCUGA
This is a messenger RNA of Darwinula stevensoni, 851 nucleotides long. Lineage: Eukaryota; Metazoa; Arthropoda; Ostracoda; Podocopida; Darwinulidae. The record is from the annotation of a GenBank genome assembly.